GGGGGUUUUUUUUGUUUUGUUUGUUUGUUUUUUUGUUUUUUUUUUUUUUUUUUGUUUUUUUGUUUUUUUUGGUUAGUUAUAACAUAUUUAAACCCUGUUAUAUAUAAUCAUGUAAGCAAGUUUUCUCUAUAUUGUUUGUUGGAUUAUGUAUUAUACGACUUGAGCAGUUUUACCUGCUGUGGGCGUGUCGAAGUGUUAGUGGGCGGGGAUUUCGCUGACGCGUAAUGAGAUCUAUUAUUCGCAGUACUCAAGUCCAGCGCUGAGCAGCUGAUUUGCGCUUCUCCACUAUACGUCACAUCACAUAAAUAAAGAGGAGUGAGACAGACUUACAGUUCUGGCCCUGCAGAUGUGUAGUUGAAUAGUGUGUUUUGUCUCUGUAGUGUUCAUUAUCAAAGAUAACGGUAUUCUGACAUGGGAGAUCCCCAGAACAGAAGUAAGCUCGUUUCCUACUGCGUGGGUUGUGGGCAUCAGAUCCUGGAUCGCUUCAUUCUGCGGGUUUUCCCUGAUCUGGAGUGGCACGCGCAGUGUCUGAAGUGCGCGGAGUGCCAGCAGUAUCUGGAUGAGUCCUGCACCUGCUUCAUCAGAGACGGAAAAACCUUCUGCAAAGACCACUAUAGCAGAUUGUGCACCAAUAAAUGUGCAAAAUGCCACAAAGCCUUCAUCAGCAAGGAGUAUGUCAUGCGAACACGAGUGAAUAUUUAUCACAUCCAGUGUUUUCGGUGUGAGGGCUGCAGUCGUCCAUUACUCCCUGGAGAUGAGUACAUUCUGCGGGACGGUCACCCGCUCUGUACAGACCACCAUGAGCUUUUUAAUAAAUUCAUGGGUACUUCAGACCAACAGAAGGAGACUGUUGAUCCAUCCAAGGGUUUCAAAUCCUUGACGUCCUGGUCAUCAAUGCAGAAGAGGUCAGAGAGAUCCACGCGCGUGAGGACGGUGCUCAGCGAGUCCCAGCUCCACAUGCUGCAGACCUGCUACAGCGCCAAUCCCAGACCGGACGCCCUCAUGAAAGAGCAGCUGGUGGAAAUGACGGGCCUUAGUCCUCGGGUCAUCCGCGUCUGGUUCCAGAACAAGCGAUGCAAAGAUAAGAAAAGAGGUCUGAUAAUGAGAAACACACAGAAGCAGCUUGAAGAAUGUCUGAAGGUUUCAGAGGAGCCGCUGCUUCUGGCCAGUCCAGAGAGGCAGGACAGCGACGUGCUUAUAAACCCACCAUGGAAACUACUGACUGACUUUAUCCUGCAAAAAGAACACAGAUCAUAUCAGCAACUGUUUUCUUUAUCAAAGGAAGGUCCCUGUUCCGCUGGAAGUGAAGUUGUGUCAAUAUCAGAGUUAACAGACACACCCAGCAGCCUGACAGAAAGUCCUGCAGACAUCAGUGAGUAAACAGAGUUUGUUGCUGUGAACUCUCUGUUCCACCACUGAAACAGCCAAUGCUUAACAGUUAACUGUGAAAAUGAUGAUGGUCUUCUUUAAAUACACUACCAUUCAAAAGUUUGGGGUCUGUAAAAAAAUUUUUUUUUUUUUUUUGAAAAAAGUAUUUUUUAGUCACAAAGGCUCCAUUAAAGGAGAAAUCCACUUCCAAAACAAAGAUUCACAUAUAAUGUACUCACCACCUUGUCAUCCAAGAUGUUCAUGUCUUUCUUUCUUCAGUCGUAAUGAAAUGAAAAUUGUUUUUUGAGGAAAACAUUUUCUCUAAAUAGUGGACUGAUAUGGUGCCCCGAGUUUGAACUUCCAAAAUACAGUUUAAAUGCGGCUUCAAAUGAUCCCAAAUGCGGUUGUAAACGAUCCCAGCCGAGGAAGAAGGGUCUUAUCUAUCACAUGAUCCUUCAGAAAUCAUUCUAAUAUGAUGAUGGCAAAUCUCAAGCUCAAAAUCUCAAAAAAAUCAUACAUUUGUUUUCAGGAUUCUUUGAUGAAUAGAAUGUUUAAAAGAACAGCAUUUAUUUGAAACAGAAAUCUUUUAAAAGAUUCUAAAUGUCUUUAAUGUCACUUUUGAUCAAUUUCAUGUGUCUUUGCUGAAAAAAAAAAAAAUUACAUUUCUGUCACAAACAUAUUACUAAUCCAAAAACUUUUGAAUGGUGGUAUAUGUUGAAUAAUAGUACACUGUAAAACAUUUUC
Labeo rohita (rohu) is the source of this 2112-nucleotide messenger RNA. RefSeq names its product ISL LIM homeobox 1b (gene isl1b). Gene Ontology annotation, cellular component: nucleus. The transcript has 6 exons. Gene Ontology annotation, biological process: neuron fate specification; positive regulation of transcription by RNA polymerase II; axonogenesis. Lineage: Eukaryota; Metazoa; Chordata; Actinopteri; Cypriniformes; Cyprinidae. Bases 412 to 1380 code for a protein of 322 amino acids. The record is from RefSeq and is a predicted model, not a curated record. Gene Ontology annotation, molecular function: DNA-binding transcription factor activity, RNA polymerase II-specific; cis-regulatory region sequence-specific DNA binding.